This is a messenger RNA of Aureobasidium vineae, 8877 nucleotides long. Lineage: Eukaryota; Fungi; Ascomycota; Dothideomycetes; Dothideales; Saccotheciaceae. The record is from the annotation of a GenBank genome assembly.
AUGCCGCUGCCUACCGCGUCCUUUGUCGGCGGCGUCCUGGUCCUCGCCUACCUCUCGACCUUUGUCCUGUUCGCGCUGCUCCGUAUCCUGACGGGCAUCAGUAUCCAGCGCAUUGGCUACUCGGGCUUCCGUCGCAUCGCCUUUUCGCCCAAGCAUGGCAUCAAGAUAUACGUUAGAGGCGUCGGAUUGUCUCUCCAUCGACCUACUUUUGCGCAACCCACAUGGAUCAGUCUGCACCUGACCGAGCCCCAGGUCGUUGUCGACUUUGGCGCAUUGCAGAAUGCGGCCAACACGAAAUCCGAACACGAACGCGAACAUGGCGCAUCGAGCAAAUCGCACGACAACGACGCAUCGCAAUGGAAAAAGUUGACGCAAGUCAAGGACAAGAUCAAGAGGUUGCAUACAAAGAUCCGAUAUCUGUGUCUGGUCGACUUGGUUGCCGUCUCGAGCAGCAUCAUCAUCAAAGACGUGGGAACCGUCACCGUCGAGCGCAUUACCUUGGCUGUCGACACGAGGGCAAAGACGGUCGAUCGCAGUCGCUUGUUCCAGCAUGACCAGACAAAGGCUUCGUCACAUACCCCGGCCGAAUGGAAGAGCAUCGUUCGAUCUAUACUGUUCACACCCGAGGGAAAGGAGUCCUCCGAAAUCCUGGAUGGCAUGUCUCUGAGCAUCCAUGGCUUCUUACAUCCGCAUCUUGAGGGUCUACGCGAUGCUUCGAUUGCGUUGAAGCUAGGGCGUCUGGAUAUCCCAUAUGACGACCUGCUGGACGCGAACGAGAAGCUGCACCAAAUUCGCGGUGCUGCCAAACACGAGACCCGAAACUCGCCAUCUGUACAAGCACCCAAGAUUGCCAUUAACGAUGUGCUCAAGGAACCCCAGGAUGCCGAGAACCGCGAGGAACAGCUCAUGAAAGCCGUGGCAGAGUCAAGAGAGUUUCUUGGAUCUGUUCUCAAGGGCAUACAGGAAUUUCAAUUGGCCAUUGGCUUUNUGGGUCUUUCCAGGCGCAUCAGAUCUCUGCAUACCUCUGGUCAGCAAGUCUACUUCAAUAUGGCCAUGAAGGAACUAGGUCUGGAUCUUCUGCGUCUUGAUUCGAGGAGUCCAGCCCAUCGCAUGUAUUUCUCGCCAUCAGACGUCGCCCAUCAAGCUCUGCUCACUGCCAUUUCCAUCUCGGCUGGUGUCGACGACGGCCACGACCACCCGGAGCGCAUGCUCUACGUACCUAUGGUUACCGCGACUGUCAAAACCACUCUCCCAUCAAAGACUAUACAAAAGCCAGACGACAGCACCAACGUGCGGGAGCGCAACAGCAACAUACUGUUUGCUAACCUUGUUUGUACCUCGCCAUCUGUUGAUCUGGAUCCAAAACAUUUGCCACUCCUGCUAGCUAUCGCAAAGGUACGGAAGGAUUCGAAAAAGUCCUCAAAACCUCCCCUUUUGACGAGUCGCGGCUUUCUAUCUCGCCUCUUGCCAAAAGCCAUCAUCAAGAUCGCUGUCCAGGAACCUGUUGUCAGGGUGUCACUUCCUCCGCUGAGCCCGUGUUACUCUGGAGACGUCGAGUAUGAUCUGCUCAUCUCGUCAACCUCAACCAUGUCCUUGGAUAUUGACUCGCAACACUCCUUGACCGAUAAUGCAGUCAAGUACGGCUUGCACCUACACUACAGACAGACUUCAAGUCAACUCUACUACCAGACAAAUGCUGGCCACAAGCAUGACCUCUUACAGACAGACACUAUCGAGGUCAAGGUUGACAUCAACUUGCUACCGCAACCCGAGGUCUUUGUCUAUGGUAGAUUCCAGACUUUCUCGGUAUUCCUGGUACGAACAGAAAUCUCUGAAGGUAUUCGCCAGAUUGUAAAAGCCGCUCGUCGAGAAACAGAUUCGGACGGCGGUGCCACAGUUGUGAAGAAGCCAAGUUUCCUUCGUCAAAUCCCAAACUGGCUACAACAUGUGAGCAUACAAGGAGCCGACUUCAAUGUCGAGCUAGCAGGCGUGGAUCAAGCUGUAUCCAAGUAUGCUCGCGGUUUUGCCUUGCAGCUCGAGUCGUGGUCAGCAGAGUACAAGGCGCAUCGUGAAGACGUAUACGUUCCUGUACCGCGAAGAAGGUCACUCAGCAGAUCUUUCUCGCGCGAGAGGAACGAUCGAUCGGCAACACCAGAGGCUCCGCGCAAGAAACAAACACUACCGACGGACGGGCGAAGACUAGCCUUGCACAUACAAGGCCUGGAAGGUCAUAUCAUAGAUGCCGUGGAAGAGUCGAGCGCUGAUCCUUUCAUCAACUUGCCCAAGUUUGAGGUCGCAUUCUCAACCUCUAGCGACAUACAAGGGCCGCUCUUCCACAUCAAUUCGCAUGCUAAGAGCUUGCAAUUGAAAUACUCGCUCUACAAGCACUUCUCGAUCGGUGUAGCAGUGUUGACAUUUAGAAGAAUGUUCCUGACGCUGGAUUCACAACAUACUGACGAGCAUCGUAAANAGCAUCAGCCCAGCUCGCCCGUCAAGACUCGUGACCAUUCUCAAUAUGAUCAGAUCUUGAUGAGCGAAGUAACCACAAUCGACUUCAAAGCGAACCUUAUCCAAGUCAAGGCGGAUAUGCCCGCUGAUCCUCCGCUGAUGGUACAGAUCUUCGGCGCUGAUUGCGGUCGUCAUAGAUGGGCUACGCCAUUUGCACGACUCAAGGUUGUACGGCUGCUUGCUGGAACUCCUAACAUGAAGCAAGUCUGGAGUCGUGUCGUUAGCGUCAAGAAUCUACGUUUCGACCUUCGCGAGAUGAAGAACAAAGUCGGCCAAAAGACCGAGAUUACAAAAUCAUUCGACUUGACGACAGAUGUCAUUCGCAUUGGCGUCCCACACGGCUUGGUUCUGCACGCAAUCUUUGACAACAUUGUCAACACUGUCAAGACUUGUGAGCAACUACACCAUCAUUUCAGCACUGGAACACUCGAGUACAUCUUGGAAAAACAUCCCGAAGGACCGAAGAAGAUUCCAAGAAUAUCUGUGCGUGCCCAAUUGUUACUAUUCGAGAUCGAGGACAGUGGCUUUGAAUGGAAGCUCGGAACAAUCUAUCGUGCUGGCCUUGUUGAGCAACAGCAGCGUCUCGCACGCGAAGAAGCUUUCAGACUCAAGGUCAAGCACGCAGACUCACAACGUCAACGAAGGGGUUCGCGCGUGCGCACCGCUUCUCAACAACCCCCACCAUCUCGCAGACGUAGUCUUUCCCGUCCUGCAACAUCACACCAUAAAAGGAGUAAGAGUGCUCACUCGAUCCACACACUUCGAGAAGAAGACGAAGAGUCCUCUCCUGAGAAGCCCCGUGGCAGAGGUCGUGAUCGCAAGAUCAGAUAUGACACUGAUGGCAAGGCUAAUUUCAAUAGCGCAAACACUCGUACUGUUGAAAAGGCACAUGCCAAGUUGCAGGAGUUCAAUGCUCAAAGUUGGAAGAAGCGUAUUGACCGAGCAUUAAACACACAGAGCCGUGCUAUCAGCGACUUGCGCGGUAUCUUGUGGGGUAUAAAUGACCUGCCGGACGAGUCCGAACAAGCCGAGAACGUAAUGGCCGUACCACAGCGUCCUGCGCUUAUGGCCGCUGUCAUUAGCGAUGUUGGUGUAAUCAUCGACAAGCCUUCGUUUGCACUCGACCAAUAUCCGCAAUUUUUACACGAUAUUGGUAAGGGCAUGCCCAUGGACAUGAAGUAUGGUCUGCUUUUGCCCAUGAGCUUGAAGGUCACCAUGGGCGAGGCUCGAGUUAUGCUGAGAGACUAUCCUCUGCCUCUCCUACACGUUCCUGCCAUUCGCCCUGGCCAAUCACCCAGACUUGCCAGUCUGUCUCUCAGCACCGACUUUGUUGUUGCGGAAGAAUUCCAGGGAUUGGAGUCUCAGCGCCACAUCAACGUAGUCGUGGUGCCCAAAGAAAAAUUCGGCAAAGACGACAAUGAGAAGAACUUCUCAGUCGAUGUGCGUAGAACUAUUUCGGCUGUGAAGACUUACUCAGACAUGAAGAUCGACAUCAACACGAGCUCGCCCACAAGGAUUACCUGGGGAACAUCGUAUCAACCCGCUAUUCAGGACAUGAUGCAGGUCAUUGAGAACUUCACAAAGCCACCAAUGGACCCAUCCGACAGAGUUGGAUUCUGGGACAAGAUCAGGCUCAGUUUCCACUCACGUCUUGAUGUCAAUUGGAAAGGUGAUGGCGAUGUUCACCUCUGCCUCAAGGGAUCUCGAGAUCCUUAUGUCGUGACUGGUCUCGGAGCUGGAUUUGUCAUGGUCUGGAGGAACAAGGUCCGCUGGAGGAUCGCCCAAGAUGAUGACNCCCGCAAGUUCAUGACUGUGGAUAGCGGUGACUAUGUCAUGGCCAUACCGGACUACAACUACUACGCCCGACAGCUGCAUGAAGAGCCUGAGACAGAGUCACACAGUGGGUCUAGUAGCGUCAACAGCGGCAAGGCUACAGCCGCCUUCAAGAAAGUGGUCAUGAAACUGUCCGGGAACGUGCAAUGGAUGGCUGGUCUGACAUUCGAACGCGAAGUCGAGGAUGGCAAGCGGAGCUUCGAUUUCUGUCCUCACUACAAAGUCAAGCUCAGGCAUCCUGAUCACGCCAAAGCACCACCAGGUGAAAUGUACGAUGCAUUCAAGGAUUUCAGAAGUCACUGGAUCCAUGGCUCUAUCGCCAUCUCUGCACCGCAAGAUCGAGACUGGAAUGUUGCCAAUCUUCAACCGUCGAAGAAUUACAACUCCGUUCAUCUCAGUCCACGCUUCUUUACGCACUUCUACAACUGGUGGUCGCUCUUCUCCGGAGUCAUGUCACUACCCGUUCGCCAAGGUCCUCUUUGGGGAAGCAUGGAGAAGUCGAGUAAGAAGUUUGGUCGUCAUCUUGGCACAAUCAAGUACAAUCUGCUUUUCUCGCCUCUGUUCAUCAGUCAUAUCUACAAGCACAAAGAUGCCGAGGACUAUCAAAAUGACAUCGUUUCUGCCACAGGUCUGAAGAUGAAACUUGAUAGCUUCAUGUUGGAUCUUCAUCAACGCAGGGAAACUUUUGAGAUCCCAGCGACUGCCGACAAGAAGGCAAAGCGAACGACUGCCAUGAAGAUCAACCAAUGUCAACUCGAUUUCAUCUCGGCUGAUAUUCGAGCAAUUUCUGCAUCGAUCAAGGGAACGAGUACCACUGAACUUGAUCGAGCUGACGAGGCCACUCUGGCUUCCUACCAGACGAGCAACAUCACUCAUGUCGAUAUGUCCAAGUUUACGAUUCCUGACAACGACCUGACCUGGAUUGAUAUGGACGACUUUGUCGAGCUCGACUGGAUCUUGCCUGCAGAGACGAAUCCUGCGACCAAGAUUCUGCCGCUCGGAUUUGCACCUCGCUUCACGUAUUUCAGACAGACUGAUCAUGGUGACUCGGUUUCGGGUGACACGACACGGUCCAGUAUAUUCGGUGAUGAGCCAACGCAUUACUGUGUCAUGUCCAAGCGAAACGAUCCUCGCAGAGUCCAGGCUGAUCUUAUCGAAUCUCGUAUACACCGUAUCGAAGAGCAAAUGGCCAAUAACGAACGCGCGGUUGGAGAGCAGGAAGUCAAGGUCGUUAGAACGCAUGAAGGCCAUGAACAGCUUAAUGAGCGACUUCGAGCUUUGAAGAACCACACCGAGGCAUUACAGAAGAAACAUGAGUUCUUGUGCGAACUUCUGAACGUGCUUGUUGAGAAGUUGCAGCAAGAGGACCCGUCCAUUGGUGAAGGAAUUGAUACGGAUGAACUGCCUGACAGAGAUGCCGAAAAGGAUAAUGCACCAAAGGAAGAUAAGAACCCAAUUGCAGACUACACGAGCGACUUUAAUAACAGGUUUGUCGUGCACAAUGCUCAGAUCAAGUGGAACAACUCUUUACGAAACAUUAUCCUGCGCUACAUUCACCAAGUCAGUCAAAGACGUGGCUUUGUGUACUACAUGUCUAGAAGGGCUGUCAAGUUCAUUCUGGAUAUCCUUGAGGAACAGAAGAAAUCAGGUCCUCAAGCUCCGGAUAACCGCACCAACAGUGUGGUCAGCAACGAUGCAUCUUUCUUACCCAUGACACCCAAUCAAGAGGACGAAUUGGCCGUACAAGAUAGAAUUGACCAGCUUCUCAACGAUGGAAGACAGUUCGUCAAUGCCGACGACCCCGAAACACAGGAGUGCACAGAGCCAGCUGACAAAGAGGGCGGUGGCGAAGGCAUCUCGACCGAGUAUACCCCACAGAACACUUACCAUUUCCGUCUCAUUGCUCCACAGAUCCAAUUACAGAGCGAGAAGGAUCCAAAGUCGGUCAUGCUGGUCGCUGCCAAAGGAAUGCAACUCAAAGUCGUUCAGAUUAUGGACAAGGAAAGAGUUCUUGACGAGAUCAGCGGCUUGGUACAAACACGCUUCUCUGCCGCUAUGGACAGUAUGCAAGUCUUCGUCGCCAGCACCAAGAAGUUCUCGACUGAAUAUCUUCACAUGUACUCUGGGAAUCGAUAUGGUGGCAAAGUUGGAGAAUACUGGCCCCCUUGGGUACCAUUGGAGGUCAUGUUCGAAUUCCAGGUCAACCCCUACGGUUUCUCGAGAGUUGUUCACCGUACUUCUGCAAGCUUGCGCUACGACAAAUACAACAAUCUGCGUCUAAAGUACAAUGACGACGUCAGUGGAGGAGACGGAAACAAGACGCAGAACCCUGACGCCUCGGACCCUCGUAUGGACCACGUCUAUAUCGAGUUCCCUCACUUCCGAGCCAUCUGCGACUCCAAUCAGUACUUUGCCAUGUACAUCAUUGUGCUGGACUUGCUGCUGUACAGCGAGCCACUGGAAAAGACUCGUAGUGAACGACUCGAAAAGAUCAUGCUGGCCUCUGACUUUAGCGAUCUGACAGGCGCACCCGAGAUGGUGGAGAUGCUACAAGCCCGCAUUCGCCAGCUUGAAGAUAUCAAGAUGCACUUCCAGAUCAACGAGAAGUACUUGGAUCGCCAGGGAUGGAAGGAUAGAAUCGCGCUCGAUGCAGAUCUUGCUGCUUGCGAGGAUGAACUGUUCUUCAUGAUGAAGGCAAUCACCACUUCGCAGAGCAGAGUCGAAGAUCGCAAUCAAGAAGAGUCGCCUGGUCUCCUGAGAUGGCUCAUUUCGUCCAAAGAGAUUGCUUGGCAUCUCAUCCGCGGAGAGAACGAGUCGUUGCUUGAGUUCCAGAUCAAGGAUGGUCUUUUCGAUCGUACAGACAACAACGACGGCUCCAAUUACAACUGCGUGGAGAUUGGUAGGAUCAAUGGCUUCAAUCUGUUGCCGAAUGCCGUAUACCCUGAGAUCAUCGCACCAUACAUUGACCCAACUCGUGGCUUCCACAAGCAAAAGGAUAUGAAGAUGUUGCGUGUGCAGUGGUUGAUGCUGGAAGCCAUUGCCGGUAUCCCUGUGGUCGACUACUUUGAAGUCAACGUCAUGCCUUUGCGUGUUCAACUCGAACGCGAGAUUGCCAAGCGACUGUUCGAAUAUCUGUUUCCAGGUGUUGGCGGCAAUGCAUUUGAAGGUGGCGGCUUUUCGCCUUUCAUGGUCCGUAACAUGGCCGUGCCAGAGGACGACGAGGAAGAUUCGGACGAGAAGAAGGACAGUACGCCGCAUGAGGAAAUCCCGACCGGGGGUGUUGGCACUGGAGCUGGUGAACUCGAACACAGACUCCAGCCCACGCUCAAACUGCCCGAAGGCAAAGUGCCCAUCAAGAAUGGCAAGAGUAAGGGGCUCGGCAACAAUCAGUCGACCUCGUCUCUGCACAACCUGCACUGGAAUCCCUUCAGCCAUUCGGACAAGUCAUCCAGCAACGUCGCCAAGAAGCAGAACGGCAACACCGCGUCCAACCUCAGUCUCGUCAGCCGCACGCCCUCGCAACGUUCCUCGGAAACAAAUUCGCUCGCCGAAUCCGAAAUGUCCAAGAAAAAGGCCAAGAAGGGCAAAUCGUCGGACAAGGACGACAACAAACAAGCCUCUGACGAUUUGUCUCUGAUGCUAUCCCGUGCUUCCAACUACAUGACCUUGUCCUUCUUCAAAGUGCCCAGCAUGGUCCUGUGUCUCAGCUACAAAGGCCAAGGACGCAGAAACCUCGAAGACGUGCACGAUCUCGUGUUCCGCAUGCCCACACUUGAGUAUCGCAACAAGACAUGGUCGAACCUCGACUUGGCGCUGCAGAUGAAAAAGGACCUUAUCAAAGCGCUCAUCUCGCACGCAGGCGCCAUCGUGGGCAACAAAUUCCACAACCACAGGCCUUCACGCCAAGCCGCGACCAGCAAGCUGCGCGAGAUGGCCAAUCUGAGUACCAUGCACAUCCACCGCUCCUCUGCAGAACAAGACCGCGGCAGCGAAGCAAGCACACCCAUCACCACAUCUUCCAUCGUCGAAGAAGAAGACGCAGCCGAAGACCUCGACGAAAAACCCGCAAGACCAUCAUUUACCUCUGGGCGGCCCAGCGUGUAUGACGACCACGCGCCCUCCUCACCAAUAAACAGUUUCUUCAUCGCUUCAAGAACCAAAAGCAUCACGCCCUCCCUCACCAUGUCCCUCGAAACCGAAGGCGGACCCGUACCCCCUCCGCGCCCACGCCCACAAACUAAUUCCUCGCACAUCUCGCGUCAAUACACCAAUACCUCGUCCCUGAAUACCCCUGCUGCAUCCAGAAGGUCUGGAGAAAGUAGACACAGAAGCACGAGUAUUGGCUCGUCUUUUGCAGACAAANAAGGCAUUUUUGGACGCUUGAGACCGGGGACUAGUGGGUCUAAUGGUGCAGAGCAGAAGAAUGGGGGAGUGGCACAACAGGGGGACGGGGUUGAUGAGGAAGGGUUUAAGAGUAAGUUGUUGCUUGGCGGCCAGAAGUUGCUCAAUAAAUUGCCGCAUGGUGGUAAGGGGUAG